Molecule: messenger RNA, 5432 nt
Organism: Paramuricea clavata
Lineage: Eukaryota; Metazoa; Cnidaria; Anthozoa; Malacalcyonacea; Plexauridae
Source: the annotation of a GenBank genome assembly
CGUAAGCGGAGCCCCCUUGCAUGCCAAUUCAAACCUCUAUUUAAAAUGCGCUCCGAGUUGUUCGCGUAGUUUUAAAUUGAAACCUUGCAGAGACGUUAUGAAGACAAAUUUUUAGAGUGAGCCAAUAUAGCAGCUUUCGGGAGAAAUGUAAGUAUACGUAAGUUAAUAUUUGGGUCAUUUUUGCUCGGCUUACAAUACUGUAUAGUGUGGUAUGAUUUACAAAAUAUCUUCCCAUGGCUUAGCUUACAGUAAGUUACGAAUGAUUUUCCCAGAUAAUGUUAGCUUGUAAUAAAUCACAAAAUAUUUUCCUAUAUAGUCUUUAGCUUAGAUUCGUAUCAAAUUAAUAAAAUUUAUUCCCCAUAAUGUUACCUUACGUAAAUUUUGUUUACAUAUUACGAUAAUUUUUUUUCUCAUUACGACAUUAGUUUUAGCGCGAGUGUCUUUGCGUACAGGAGUAUUAUACUUUGAGGUAUAAUUUCGUUGUCAGGCUCUCGUUGUUCAGUACUAGCAUUGUCAGGGGAUUUUUUAACUAUACUAUUAUAACCACUGUGGUAUUUACCCCUGUAUGGGUAGGCCCUUUGCUUAAAAUCUAGUGAAGCAAGAUUUUCAGGUGAGCUGGGCCCUUUUUCUAUCAUUAAUAAAAAGGCUCAUGCUCGUUGAGAAAGAUGUAUCUGCCUCAAUGCUUUCUGCUUUCUCAAUCUUAUUAGUCAACACAGAAUAGUCUUUAUGUACGCUUAACUGGCAUGGGAUCGAAAAGCCUCAUUGCUAAGAAGUUGCCCCAGUAGUUCAGUGUAAUUUCUUAAGAAAUGCCCUGAAUAUUGUAAAUAUACUAGUCUAUCGUAUUUACCCAUAGGCCAUAUACGUAUAGACCAUAUAUAGUCAAACUUUGUAUGCUUAGUAAUCACAUGUUUCUAUUUUCCGUGGUUGCACGGACUCUAUAUGCAGUACUUAAUUAAUUUGGCUACUUUUAAUACUUUCAUUGACACUCUAUAGAGACCAUACAGUCUUGACUCAAUACCGGAGAGUGGUGCAUGUAAUGCUUCAAUUGAUGUGCACUAAAAUUUGUCCGUAAUUAUGAAUGAAAACUGCAACGAUAAAACGGGAGUUCUCGUGCUGACAUGAUACAAAAUCUCAAUAAUCUCUGCUUUUUGCUAUAGCCUUAUUGAAAAACAACAGUGUUGAGAUGUACCAAACCAUGAACCGAGCAGCACUGCUUCUAGCUUCACUACAACUCUCCCUUGCUUACCACCUGCAGUUUUUCGUACCACUAAGUAACGAAGGCGUGAGUUGGGACGAUACCGAAUACGGUAAGAGCUACGCUCAUGGACUGACUAUUGCAAUCGAUGACGUUAAUAACGACCCCACAAUCCUUCCGGGCUUUAAAUUGACGUACAGUUGGACCGACAGUACGGACAAUGACGCAGUGUUACAAAAAAUGUAUAACAAUGGCACGCAUCAUCUUUCAACGAAAAAUGGAUCUGUUGAUGUGUUUAUCGGGCCUGCAUCCAAAUGUCAAGCCCCUGCCAACGUUGCUGAAGCGUUGAAUAUACCAAUGAUAUCUUAUGUAAGUAUGAUACUAAGCUGGUUUUAAGCUGUGUUUCACUUUAUUAAUUUUUCUUACGUUAUUUGGUUGAUUAAAUUUGUCAGCCAAUCAGAAGCAGAACCGACCAAUAAGUCGAGAAUAUCCAAUCUUUUAACAUGCACGAUUUGGUUAAAUUAAUCUUCCUGGUCUGGUCACAAUUCGUGUGUGGCGAAGUUUAAUAAAUAAAUAAAUAAAUAAACAUUUAAUAAAAAAUGCGCGUGAUUUUAAAGAGCGCGUACACUAUUUAGUACUAAUUAUAUCAUAUAUUUGACGCAAAACGGAAGAGGGGGUAGUUAAUAUUAUAUAAUAAAAUCGAAUUGAAUUGAAAUAAAUAUUAUUCUAUGACGUUACCAAUCAUCGCUUGCACAAUUAAGAAAUUCGCACUUAAGAUAUACGAGUGGCAGGGUCACCACAACAGUAUAUACCAAUUACUGUGGGCCCUUUAUGAGUUGGUACAUUAAAUAAAGUUAGUUUAAGAAUGCAAUGCAAUGCAAUGCAAUGCAAUGCAAUGCAAUGCAAUGCAGUAGGUCAGCGAGAGGCAGCGAAGUUGUGGCGGAUGCCAAAUUCAAACCUCGCUAUUAGAAACAGCAAGAGAUUGGACUAGUAGCAAGACUACAAGCCAUAUUACACUUUAGGCAGAUAGAUUUCCAUGUCCGUGGAUUUUCAGGUUCAUUGUUUAUGUUUAAAGCAGUACUGUAAUAUUCGAAUAUAAUAAAGACUUAAAUCUCUGAUCAUUAAUAUAAGCUUAAAGACUGAUGUCUCAGUUCGUGUUGUCAUCCUAUUCCUAAGUACGGUUUUCUACAACGUUUCAGUCCAAAGCUUUCUUUAUAUAAUACCCAGGGCUCAUCACCUAGCAGAAAUUCACUUUGUGUUAAAAAUUUCCAGAAUUUUGAGUUUGAAUUAAUCAGACCAUGCUUGGUAGAUAUACAACUGGUUACAACUAGACACAACUAGAACUGCAUGUUAUAAAUAAUUUUAAAGCCCACAAAACACUGCGAUACAAGAAAAUGCUAUCUAGUCCGAAGCCGUCAAUCCUAGACAUGUGGUCUUUGUUUUUUAAAAUGUACGUUUGACAACCAGAGCCAAAAAUGGAUGGUUUUCUCCCUAUGGCUAUGUUGGAAUGGUAAAAGGAAUUUAUAUAAACUGGCACAAGUAAAUUUCAUGAACUAAAACUGUAGUUGCAGGAACACCAGACAAAUGUUCUAGUAAAGAAUCCUUAUUACACUUCCCGAAGGGAAAGUGUAUGUUGCGAAGGAUGUUGCGAAGCAACAUCUGUACAUCUGUGAGUCUUUGUGGUUACUUGAGUGUGGGGCAGUCAAACAAUGGGAAAUGACCAGCCUGCUUUGCUCGCACUGUUUGCCUGCGAAUCGGGCCUUUCAGAACCGGAAAUCGGGCUGGAGCACGCGUUCGUUCUUUUGAUUUGGCAAAAGAAGCACGACAAAUGGCAAAAUUCGCACGGUGCUCGUUUGCAAAAACAACUGUAAACUGCUCCAAUUGUUUCUGUCAUUUUCAUCUCAUCCGUGAGUCGGCCUUAACGGCCUUUGAUUCUAUUUUCGUCGAGAAAACGACCAGUGUUCACGGUGUUUAUAGCCUGCGCGCAGACUAUAUAUAUAUGUAUAUAUAUAUCUAUAAUUUUAUAUAUAUAUAUAUAUAUAAUUUUAUAUAUAUAUAUAUAUAUAUAAUUUUAUAUAUAUAUAUAUAUAAUUUUAUAUAUAUAUAUAUAAUUUUAUAGUCUGCGCGCAGGCUGCGGUGUUUACCGCUUACCAGUAAUUAGUAUGAUUAUACAGGGUGUCCCAAAAAAACGAAAACUAUUGAAAUCACUUUAAUAUUGUUAAAUUUGAAUGCCCUACCAAGUUUAGUUAAGAACAUCUCCUUGUAAAGUGCGCGAUUUUCUGCUCUUGGGAAUUUAAAGCAGCUUCUUAAACUGUUUCUUUGUGCGUAAAAUUUACUUAUGUCAAUCAUUUAUGCACUCGUGGGAACCAACAGAAUGCUAAUUCAUUCAAAUUCUAACAAUUAAACGGUUGUUGGUGAUUUCAAUAGUUUUCGGGGUUUUUUUUGGACACCCUGUAUAAUUGUUCAUCUUAAUUAGUAUUCUUUUGUAGUCGUAUUUUAAGCUAUUCAAAACAUUCGUUGUCGUGUUUUAUCAGAGUAUAAAACGCUCGGCCUUGCGUUUUAUAUCUGAUAAAACUCUCCUACUCGUGUUUUAAAUAGUAUACUAUAGGCAUACUUUUCUUCCAUUCCUAGUAUUGCUCCGAAGGCGGAUAUUUUAUGAAACAAGAAUACCCGCUGUUUAUUCAAACUUAUCAAAACACCAACAGUCAAGCAGCUUCAGCGUUGUUGUCCCUCUUGAAAAGCCAAGGCUGGAUGAGAAUCGGGGUCAUUUACGAAGAAAGGAACGACUACUGGAUACAAUUCAAGAAUACAAUGUUGAAAAGAACUGAUAUUCAUGUGGCGGCCAGCCACGAGGUACCGUUAGUACGCAAAUUCAGCCAAUUCGGAGAACGUUUUCUGGAAUUUGAAGAAAUGAAGCAACGAAAUCAGUCGUUGGCUAAAGUACGUAAAGUGUUGACAGAUAUGGCACACGAGCAACGGAUAAAAAGUAAGCUGGUUUCUGUAUUGUAUAUACUUGUUAUGUUAUUGUUACUUAUCAGUAUAAAUUUAUUAUUAGGGAAAUUAGCGAGCUUAAGCAAGCAAUAUUUUUGUCAACCCAGACGUCAGAUUGUCGAGGGGACUGCUUUCGAAACUGUGAUUGUGUCAGACUGUCAGUUCGUGGUAAUCUUGAAUGUAUAUGACAAAGCAUAAGUUUUCUUUUUUCCUUACACGAGCGCUAUGAAGGGCGUCAAUCUAUCCCAAAAAGUGGGGGGCGCUAAAACCAACAUCUCCUAGCAUGUGCACAUGACGUUACUCUCGACGAAGCCUAAAAUGUCCUCACCCUUAUUGUAAUGCUAAUAAUCUAUUAAAUUAACCGUUUGCCUUAUUUUGAUGAUAAUCAUAUGUAAGGGAAACUCAGUUAAAAUGCAAUUAUUUUUAAGUUUUUACAAUUUUACAUAAUAUAUGCGAUGUCAGUAUUUGCUCCCAGCGACCGUACAGAAAGAUCAUACGUUGCACUUCUUCUUGUUAAAUGUCUUCCUUUCAAUCACAAUUUUUGAUGAACAGCAUACCAUGCAUUAGGUUUUUAGAUAACCACGAAACAAAAUUUCAGUAAACAUGUCAAAAAGUGGAGGGAUAAUUAGAUAUUCGUCCCCCCACUCCAAAAACUGAGGGGGACGCGUCCCCCCCCCAUCCCCCCCCCCAGGAUUGACGCCCAUGAGCUAUGAUGCAAAAUGCCGUCAACAUUAGUUAUACCAAAUUUGGGUGACGUUCGUGUUGACAAAAACAUCGCUUGCUUAUUAAACUCACUGAUAUUAAUGUUGUGUAUUGUUCAUUUUGUAAUGCCCGUAGUAAAUGUUGUUGUGUUUCUAAUAAUUAUAAUUUGCGACCUUUUUGGUUGUGUGUUUGUUCAUAGUUAAUACUAUGGUUUGUUGAAGUUGAGUUGUUGUCUUUCUCCUUGCUGUUGUGCCGUUCAGUCACUCUACUGUAGUUGUUAUUGUAUGAGCAUGCUGUAUGCAUGCAUGCUGUAUAUGCAUGUGUUGCUGUUGCAGCCGUUGUUGUUGUUGUUGUUGUUGUUGUUGUUGUUGUUGUUGUUGUUGUUGUUGUUGUUGUUGUUGUUGUUGUUGUUGUUGUUGUUGUUGUUGUUGUUGUUGUCGUCGUCGUCGUCGUCGUCGUCGUCGUCGUCGUCGUCGUCGUCGUCGUCGUCGUCGUCGUCGUCGUCGUCGUCGUCGUCGUCGUCGUCGUCGUCGUCGUCGUCGCC